This is a messenger RNA of Eubalaena glacialis (North Atlantic right whale), 957 nucleotides long. NCBI's taxonomy places the organism in Eukaryota, Metazoa, Chordata, Mammalia, Artiodactyla, Balaenidae. The record is from the annotation of a RefSeq genome assembly.
AUGUUUAUAAUUAACAUCCUAACACUUAUCCUCCCCAUCCUCCUGGCCGUAGCAUUCCUAACACUAGUAGAACGCAAAAUCCUAGGCUACAUGCAAUUCCGAAAAGGACCAAACAUCGUAGGCCCACAUGGCCUGCUCCAACCAUUCGCUGAUGCAAUCAAACUAUUCACCAAAGAACCCCUACGACCAGCCACAUCCUCCACUACCAUGUUCAUUAUUGCACCCGUACUAGCCCUGACCCUAGCCCUCACCAUGUGAAGCCCCUUACCCAUGCCUUACCCCCUCAUCAAUAUAAACCUAGGAGUAUUAUUUAUAUUAGCAAUAUCCAGCCUAGCCGUCUACUCCAUCCUAUGAUCCGGCUGAGCCUCCAACUCGAAGUACGCACUAAUUGGAGCCUUACGAGCAGUAGCACAAACAAUUUCAUAUGAAGUAACAUUAGCCAUUAUCCUCCUAUCUGUACUCCUAAUAAACGGUUCCUUCACCCUAUCAACACUAGCCACAACACAAGAACAUCUAUGACUAAUCUUCCCAACCUGACCCCUAGCCAUAAUAUGAUUCAUCUCUACCUUGGCAGAAACUAACCGAGCCCCCUUCGACCUAACAGAAGGAGAAUCAGAACUCGUAUCCGGCUUCAACGUAGAAUACGCAGCAGGCCCUUUUGCUCUAUUCUUCCUAGCAGAAUACGCCAACAUCAUUAUAAUAAAUAUAUUCACAGCUAUCCUAUUCCUAGGAACAUUCCACGACCCUCACACUCCAGAACUAUAUACAACAAACCUCAUUAUCAAAACACUACUUCUCACAAUAUCCUUCCUAUGAAUCCGAGCAUCCUACCCCCGAUUCCGAUACGACCAACUAAUACAUUUACUCUGAAAAAGUUUCCUUCCCCUGACACUAGCCCUCUGCAUAUGACACAUCUCACUACCAAUUAUAACUGCAAGCAUCCCCCCUCAAACGUAA